Messenger RNA from Sinocyclocheilus anshuiensis, 2071 nucleotides. Its product is annotated as dual specificity protein phosphatase 16-like. The record is from RefSeq and is a predicted model, not a curated record. Lineage: Eukaryota; Metazoa; Chordata; Actinopteri; Cypriniformes; Cyprinidae. The transcript has 6 exons. Bases 296 to 1435 code for a protein of 379 amino acids. Gene Ontology annotation, cellular component: cytoplasm. Gene Ontology annotation, molecular function: protein tyrosine/threonine phosphatase activity; MAP kinase tyrosine/serine/threonine phosphatase activity; MAP kinase tyrosine phosphatase activity. Gene Ontology annotation, biological process: negative regulation of MAPK cascade; peptidyl-tyrosine dephosphorylation.
GUGGCCGCAUAGUUGUCUGAUGAGUCAGGAAUGUGGUUGCAUGCCUUACACAUGAGCUAUUACUGAACACAGGCCCCAGUAGAGCACAGCCAGUGCGCUCAUUCACAGACGGGGAGGGAGCGAGCGAGCGAGAGGGAGGAGGCUCAACAAUAGAGAGGCAGGAGCUCGCCGAGCCAAAGUCAGAAGCGAAGAGACGCGCCAGAGGGAAGAGUGCUUUUCAUCUCCACCUCUGAUCCCUGUCCAGCGCUCGUCUGAGCUCCGAGUGGAUUGUGGAGGUUUUCUGCGCGUCUCCUGGAUGCCCGUUGACUUGGUGAUCCCUCCUCCGCUGUGGACAGACAUGCACGAGAGCGAGAUGAGGCUGAAGAUGCGCGUCAGGCGCAUCAAAGAAGGGCGAGAUCUGAGAGGUGGCUUUGCAGCUUUCUCUUCCUGUUUUCCUGACCUGUGUGAGAAUAAACCAGCCACUAUUCUACCUAUCAGUCUGUCCCAACCCUGUUUACCUGUGGCCAAUGUUGGUCCCACCCGCAUUCUGCCCCACCUGUACUUGGGCUCCCAGAGAGACGUCCUCAAUAAGGAACUGAUGACUCAGAAUGGAAUCACCUACGUUCUAAAUGCCAGCAACACUUGCCCCAAACCUGACUUCAUCAGCGACAGCCACUUCAUGCGCAUUCCCAUCAACGACAGCUACUGCGAGAAGCUGCUUCCUUGGUUGGAAAAAACCAACGAGUUCAUUGACAAAGCCAAGGUGUCAAACUGCAGAGUCAUCGUCCAUUGCUUGGCUGGCAUAUCCCGCUCUGCAACCAUUGCCAUUGCCUACAUCAUGAAAACUAUGGGCCUGUCUUCAGAUGAUGCCUACAGGUUUGUGAAGGACCGUCGGCCGUCAAUAUCUCCGAACUUCAACUUCUUGGGAGAUAGAUGUAGAGUUAUGAUGGUCGGUACAGCAGAUGGCAGAGUUUCCCUCAAUCUGAAGCAGGAUAACUGCGAGCCAAGACCCCAGGAGACCAGCUUGAAGGCGCCUUCUUUCCUCAGUUUGCCGCUGGGUACAUCUGCUUCUUGGACCAUGCAUAGAGGCUCAAAUGAGGCCACCACCCCUAUCACACCCACGGGUGACUGCCAUUGGUUCUUAGGCACUAAUUUGGCACCAUCUGGAACAGGGAGCACCAUGCACUUUGGCAGCAGUCCUGCCUGUGGCAACUCCAAGCCCAGCAAACACCGAAGGGACAAAACGCCGGAGCCACUGGACUUUCAAAACAAUUGGCUCGAGGAUGGGAAAGCAGUAGUGUGCAGUGUAUCGCAAGUGGACAUGAAGUACAAGCGCCGCAGCUGCCAGAUGGAGUUUGAAGAGGGUAUUAACACAACACAAAGCAGCGAGGAAUUUGGGAAGCUGGGCAAGCAAUCCAGUUUCUCUGGUAGCAUGGAGGUCAUCGAGGUAUCCUGACAAAGAUGACAAUCCAACUCCAGUGAAAGCUGUUUAUUUAUUACAGAGUUCUGUUGUUAAAGAGCUUCGCAUCUAAGAGGGACUCGUCUCUGCCACCUUUUUCAAACCAGGGUUGAAAAUGGGUCAUUUAGGAUACACUAAAUAUAGCACUCACACCAAAGACCUCACGGAGUGACCUUUUUCUGGCAUGUCAUCCUAUGGUACACUCAAAAUGAAGGAGGACUGACGGAGGACGUUCUUUUAGCAUGAUCAUACAAAGACACUAAACAUGAAAGAAUGAAAUGAGUGUGUGUAUGUGUGUGUUUAUGCUGGUUUUGAUGCAAAUUAGGGCUGCCACACUUAACAGUGACUUCUUACCUUCGGCCUGAGGGGGAACUGUACAGUAUGUAUGCCCAAGUUUGAGAAGAUCUAUUUAGCUAUAAAUUGAGUAAAGAAGGGCAGUUGCAUUCAAUAAUGUCCCUAUUCAGUGUUAUACUUUUUAUCAACAGUGUAAUACAAGAGUGAAAAUAUGAAGUGUAUGUAUCUCUCAGAUCUACUACUGUGCACUGAGCAUGCUCAGAAUGGCUGGCUACCUACAAACAGACAAGCUGCACCCAGCAGCACUAUGUACUAAGCUGUAAAUCUAGACAUAGUUAC